Molecule: messenger RNA, 3399 nt
Organism: Colletotrichum karsti
Lineage: Eukaryota; Fungi; Ascomycota; Sordariomycetes; Glomerellales; Glomerellaceae
Product: phosphatidylserine decarboxylase
Exons: 5
Coding region: 1-3399 (1132 amino acids)
Biological process (GO): phospholipid biosynthetic process
Molecular function (GO): phosphatidylserine decarboxylase activity; calcium ion binding
Source: RefSeq, a predicted model, not a curated record
AUGGUCCGCAUCAUCCCUGGACGACUCAAGUCCAGCUCUUCUCUCCGCCACAGCCGCUCCAGCAGUCCGACUCGUAACAACAGCAACAGCAGUAACGGCAGUACCGGCAAGAUGGCAGAAUUGAGUCCAAAAGACAAUGGCUUGACCUUGAAGGUCGUCAUUAUGAAGGUAUUCACUCUAGUCUACUGCUCUGCUACCCCGCCACCCUGUCCCGCCCGUAAUCUUGCGGCGAAGGACAGAAGCGGCACAUCCGACCCGUAUCUCGUUCUCACGCUCGGUGACGCCAAAGUAACAACUCACGAAGUCCCCAAGACCCUGAACCCCGAAUGGAACGUCAUCGAAGAAUUGCCCGUCCACUCGACCCAGAGUCUCCUCCUCGACGUGAUAUGCUGGGACAAGGACCGCUUCGGCAAAGACUACCUCGGCGAGUUCGACCUAGCUCUCGAAGAAAUCUUCGCCGACGAACAGAACGAGCAGCCCCCGAAAUGGUAUCCUCUCAAGAGCAAGCGACCCGGCAAGAAGACGAGCGUCGUUUCUGGCGAGGUCAUGCUGCAAUUCACCCUCUUCGACCAAUCCAACACCGCCGCCACCCGCGAACAGGUCUUUGAGAAGUUCUACGCUCUCGUCAGUCAAGUGCCCGCUGGUUCUAGGCAAAUCACGCCCACCAUGACGCCGUUGAUCCAGCCGAUUAAGACUCUGCGCGUCCGCAGCGGAACCACACCUUCACCCCCGCUCUCACGAAAUGUGACCGACGCCGACCAGGACGACGAGGACGACGACGAUCUCGAUAUCGAAGAUGACACCCCCGAAGACGAGGACCCGAGCAAGCCCGAGGUAGCGGAGAAGCGCAAGCGGCGCCUGAGGAUCAAGGGACUGAAGAAGAAGAGAAGAGAAGGCGCGUUCGAAUUCAAUAACAGCGGAGGCGACGUCGUCGGCAUAAUCUACCUCGAAGUCGUGAACAUUACCGAUCUCCCUCCCGAGCCCAAUUCGACCAGGACAACAUUCGACAUGGAUCCUUUCGUCGUCGCAUCCCUCGGCAAGAAGACAUACCGAACCAAGCGAGUGCGACACAACCUGAACCCCGUUUUCAACGAGAAGAUGAUCUUCCAGGUUCAAGGGCACGAACAAACAUACUCUUUCUCCUUCACCGUCAUGGACCACGACAAGUACUCCGGCAACGACUUCAUCGCCGAUUGCAACUUGGCCGUCCGGGAACUUGUAGACAAGGCUCCGAAGGCCGAUCCCGAGACCGGUCUCUACGAGCUCCCCGAACCUCACGAAUUCGUUCCUCCUCAGCAACGCCGAUUCAAAAAGCUCGGAAUGUCGCGCACAUCGUCGUCGCAGAGCCUCAGCAAGGUCGUGCGACCUGGUAUGUCCAAGAAUCCCAGCACCAUGUCCACUGUCACGGGAACCCAGUCCGGUACCGCAACACCUGCUCCCCAGACCGGUACUCUGAACCCAGAGUUCUUGUCGCCUGAGCAAGCUCUUGCUGGUGCCGGAGCUCAGACAGCCGAGGCGGAGGCCGACGACAUGGAUUUCAACGAGUUCAGCAUCCCAUUGAAGAUGAAGGACGCGAAGAAGUGGGAAGACAAGCACAACCCGGUUUUGUACAUUCGUGCGAAGUACGUGCCUUACCCUGCUCUUCGUCAGCAGUUCUGGCGCUCCAUGCUCAAGCAGUACGACACGGACGAGAGUGGUCGCAUCAGCAAGAUCGAAUUGACGACAAUGCUUGACACACUCGGAUCAACGCUGCACGAGUCGACGAUCGAUGGCUUCUUCCAGCGCUUCCCCCACAGGCAAGAAGGCGACGAUGUCGGAGAUCUCACCAUGGACGAGGCAGUUAUCUGCCUAGAGGACCAACUACAAGCCAAGAGCAAGCCGCUCACGGUAGCAGAGAAGAUGAAGGGCAUGCUGCCAGACACCGACAAGGUCAAGAAUCUGCUGCAUACUCAAGGAGGUCCCUCGACGGAGUCAUCAAGUUCUUCAGAUGGCACUAUCAACGUGCCAGAGCUGAACACUCCUGGCGAAGAAGGCGAUCUGCUCGACAGAGAUGAUUUGGCCGAGGAUCGUUCCGGCGAGGAGCACGUGGUUGAGAUCAGAGAAUGCCCCAUCUGCCACCAGCCUCGCUUGAACAAGCGCAAGGACGCCGACAUCAUCACCCACAUUGCCACAUGUGCCAGCCAGGACUGGCGACAAGUCAACAACCUCGUCAUGGGCGGCUUCGUCACCGCCAGUCAGGCGCAACGGAAGUGGUACUCCAAGGUCAUCACCAAGCUCUCUUACGGUGGAUACAAGCUUGGCGCCAACUCAGCCAACAUUCUGGUUCAGGACCGCAUCACCGGACAGAUAAACGAGGAGAAGAUGAGCGUCUACGUGAGACUUGGUAUCCGUCUCCUCUACAAGGGACUUAAGUCUAGUAACAUGGAGACCAAGAGGAUUCGUAAGAUGCUCAAGAGCAUGAGCAUCAAGCAGGGCAAGAAGUUCGAUGACCCCGCCUCGAAGGCUGAGAUUCCCAAGUUCAUCGAAUUCCACCGUCUCGACAUGUCUGAAGUGCUUUUGCCGCAGGAAGAAUUCAAGAACUUCAACGAAUUCUUCUACAGAGCCUUGAAGCCCGAGGCUCGUCCAUGCUCCGCUCCCGACCGCCCUGACGUCGUCGUCUCCCCUGCCGACUGCCGCAGUGUCGUCUUCAACAGCGUUAACCAGGCCACCAGCGUGUGGAUCAAGGGUCGCGAGUUCUCCGUCAAGCGGCUCCUUGGCGACGCCUACCCUGAGGACGCGAAGCGUUUCGAAGGUGGUCCGCUGGGCAUCUUCCGUUUGGCACCUCAAGAUUACCACCGAUUCCACAUCCCCGUUGAUGGCAUCAUGGACAAGCCAAAGACCAUUGCCGGAGAGUACUACACUGUCAACCCCAUGGCUAUUCGUUCUGCUCUUGACGUCUACGGCGAGAACGUCAGAGUUGUCUGCCCGAUCGACAGUCCUGUCCACGGCCGUGUCAUGGUUAUCUGUGUCGGUGCUAUGAUGGUUGGCAGCACUGUGAUUACCCGUAAGGAGGGUGAGCAGGUGAAGCGCGCCGAGGAACUUGGAUACUUCAAGUUUGGCGGCAGUACCAUCGUCUUGUUGUUUGAGCCGGGCAAGAUGGUGUUUGAUGAUGACUUGGUGGACAACUCCAACGGUGCUCUGGAGACUUUGGUUCGCGCUGGCAUGUCUGUUGGACACUCGCCCGAUGCACCGCAGUGGGCUCCGGACAUGCGCAAAGACGACAAGGACAUCACCGAGGCAGAGAAGAAGGAAGCAAAGCGUCGCAUCGGCGGCAGUCUGACCGGCGAGGAAUCUUCCAGCGGCGACGAGACGUCUGGCCACGGCACAGAUCUCGGAACGCACGCUGCUUCGGCCAUGUAG